Molecule: messenger RNA, 3239 nt
Organism: Amyelois transitella
Lineage: Eukaryota; Metazoa; Arthropoda; Insecta; Lepidoptera; Pyralidae
Gene: ValRS-m
Product: valine--tRNA ligase
Exons: 4
Coding region: 180-3155 (991 amino acids)
Biological process (GO): valyl-tRNA aminoacylation
Cellular component (GO): cytosol
Molecular function (GO): aminoacyl-tRNA deacylase activity; ATP binding; valine-tRNA ligase activity
Source: RefSeq, a predicted model, not a curated record
UACUUCCAGCCAGUUAAACAUUCCAUGGAAAUUCCUUGGUUCGUUCCAAAAACUUAAAUGAAACGGACUUUGAUAAUUUGACACUGACAUUAAAUUAUAACCAAAAAAUCAAAACAAAAGUUUGUAAGUUUCAUAUUUUUACCGAUUUUCAGAUAAUUUUGGUAUUUCAAAUUAUAAAAAUGGUAACCAUUUAUCAAAAUUACAUAAGCAAAACAUUAAAAAUUCACCAAAGAUUAAUGUCGAGUAGCACUCAAGUAAUUUUUAGGGAAAAUUUGUCUGCACCUGCCUACCAGCCCGGUUUUGUCGAAAAAGAUAAAUAUCAUAAAUGGGAGCAUAAUGGAUUGUUUGAAGCUCAAAAUGGGAGUAAAAAGCCGAUUUUCAGCAUGGUUUUACCUCCACCCAAUGUUACUGGAAAAUUACAUUUGGGCCAUGCCCUAGCUUGUACAGUACAAGACGUGAUAGCGAGGAGGAAACGGUCACUAGGACACAAUGUCCUGUGGCUGCCUGGUACGGACCAUGCUGGGAUUGCUACACAGGGAGUUGUAGAGAGAUAUCUACAAAGCACUCAAAAAACGACCCGCCAUUUGCUUGGCCAGGAGAAAUUCAUAAAAGAAGUGUUGAAAUGGAAAGACAAGCAUGGCAACACCAUAUGUGAUCAGCUUCGUAGUCUAGGUUGCUCUUUAGAUUGGUCACGACAAAGUUUUACCAUGGACUCUAGACAUACAAACGCGGUAAACACAGCUUUCAUUGAGCUAUUCAAGAAAGGUCUGAUAUAUCGCAGGAAAGCUUUAGUGAAUUGGUGUACGAAUUUGAAUUCAACAAUAUCUGAUAUUGAAAUUGAGAACGUACAAAUAAAAGGACCAACGGAUGUAAUGUUGCCAGGUUAUCAGAAGCCAGUGAAGUUUGGUCUGAUUUUCAGUUUUGCGUACAAGGUUAUGGAUAGCGAUGAAGAGAUAGUUGUAGCAACAACUAUGCCCGAAACUAUGUUGGGCGAUACGGCUGUAGCUGUGCACCCGAAUGAUGAAAGGUACAACAGUCUGAUCGGUAGGCAAGUAUUUCACCCGUUCAGAAAAACACCAAUGCCAGUUAUAGGCGACGAGUUCGUCGACAUGAAAUUCGGUACGGGCGCUGUUAAAAUUACUCCCGCGCACAGCAAAAUAGAUUUCGAAAUAGGUCAAGCGCAUCAAUUGCCAGUAUAUCAAGUUAUAAACGAAGAUGGCAACAUGGUGCAUUGUGAUCAUUUAUUCCUUUUGAAGAAUAGAUAUGAAUGUCGUGAAUUAAUUCUGAAGACUUUAAAGGAUAUUGGUCUACUUAGGGAUAUAAAACCUCACGAAAUGACAUUGCCCAAGUGUAGCAGGACUGGAGAUGUAAUUUACUGUCUCCCAAAAGAACAAUGGUUCGUAAUGUGCAGCGAAUUAAAUAAAAGAGCAGUAGAAGUUCUAAAGAACGGCGAUUUGAAAGUAGCACCUGAUAAAUUUACUAAAACUUGGCUCCAAUGGGCGGAAGAUGACAGGGAUUGGUGUAUCUCAAGGCAAUUGUGGUGGGGACAUCAAGUUCCUGCGUUCAAAUGCAGUGUUGACGAUAGUCAUGUCGUCUGGAUAGCUUGCACAGAUAUGAAUACAGCAAAAUUAGAAGCCUCCAAAUUUUUGAGAACUAUGCCAGCUGAAAUCAAAGCUGUAAGGGAUACAGAUGUUUUAGAUACGUGGUUCUCAUCAGGGAUUUAUCCAUUCGCCGCUAUGGGGUGGCCAGAAAAUUUGGACAAAGAUUACAAACUGUAUUAUCCUCUGUCAUUGAUGGCAACGGCUCAUGAUAUAUUAGGGUUUUGGGUUCAUAGAAUGGUGAUACUCGGCUUGGAACUUACUGGCAGUUUGCCUUUCAAAGAUGUGUUUCUACAUGGAAUAAUUUGUGACAGCAAAGGCGCUAAAAUGUCCAAGAGUCGUGGUAAUGUUAUAGACCCGGUUGAUGUUAUCAAUGGCAUUUCUUUGGAAAAACUUAGAGAAAAGACUGAAGAUAUGAACAAGCAAGGAGUUCUAAGCGCAAAUGAAAUGAAAAAGGCCAUAGCGUAUCAUAAAGCUAACUUUUCUGGUACUAAAGGAAUUCCCGAAUGUGGUGUUGACGCUCUUAGAUUUACAUUGCUGUCUCAAGAUGUUAAAUCACAUUUUGUCAACUUCGACGUGUACCAAUGUAACGCAAACAAAUUGUUUUGCAACAAGAUAUGGCAAAGUGUCAAAUAUACUCAAAUUUCGUUUGACAAAUUGCGGAAUACGAAAGACGAAAUAACUCUCAACGAUUUAACUUACUUUGAUAAAUGGAUUCUUAGUAAAUUAGCUUAUAUGGUUGAGAAGGUGAACAAUUCUAUGGAUAAUUAUGAUUUCCAUUUAGCUGCUAAAGCUCUAAGAACUUUAAUUUACAGUGAAUUCUGUGAUGUAUACUUAGAAGCGACUAAAUCUGGAUUCGAAAGUGAUAAUGUUAAAACAGGGUAUGCUCACGCGCAUACAUUGUCAGCUGUUUUAAACACAUCCCUUAGGAGUCUCUGCCCUUUUAUGAUUUACCUUACACAUGAACUUAUACCGAAAAUACCAGCUUUUGAAAACAAUAUAAUUCAUAAUUUCAAUGAUCUACACAAAACAUGUUUAGAUAACCCAAUGACUGAAGAUUUUAUUAGUUGGAGAGACGAAAGUUUAGAGAAACAAAGCGAGAGACUGCUAAAGACUUUAAAUCUAGUCAGAGAAUUAAAAGGUCUAUACGGCAUUUCAAACAAAAUUAAACCAUCAAUAGCAAUAGACACUACAGAUGAAACAUUAGCCAAAGAUUUGGAACUUAAUAGAGCUGUUGUUUUAAAUUUGACGCGUUGUAGCGUUUUGAAUCUAGGCGAGGCUCCUAAAAGGAAUUAUGUACAAGCGCCUUUAGAUAAAACUACGAAAAUCGGUGUGGAAAUUUUGGGAGAUGAUUUCAAUAACACAAUAUUGUCGGCUAGAUCGAAAUUGGAGAAGAAGAUAAAAAAAUUGGAACAAAGUUUGGCGAAAUUGGAAGAGAAAUUUUCAAAUUCGCAUUAUUUGACGACUGUGCCACAGUGGACCCAAAUAAUGGACAGAGAACAGUUGUCGAAUAAAAAAGAAGAAUUGGACAAUUUGAGAAAAAUGUUAUCUAAUUGAUAAGUUAAUUUAAAUUGAUUGUUAUUUAUGAACUAAAUUCGUUUUGUAAAUAGACUAGAAGAGACUAAGUGAAAUUAUGUUGAA